Molecule: messenger RNA, 1690 nt
Organism: Lutzomyia longipalpis
Lineage: Eukaryota; Metazoa; Arthropoda; Insecta; Diptera; Psychodidae
Gene: aspr
Product: stabilin-1
Exons: 7
Coding region: 217-1551 (444 amino acids)
Source: RefSeq, a predicted model, not a curated record
CGCGACGAGGCUCAGUCCAAGUGCUAAUUUUGCCACUUAAACAACACAAAAAUUCCCAAAAGACGCGCUUCUCGUUAGAAGAAAAAGCUCCCGCGCUCCUUGUCUCAUAGAGAUCAGUGUGAGUGAUCUUCUCCUAUUUCCCAGGAAUUCCAUUUAUUUUUUGGAUUAAUUCGUGGAGGGAUACAAAGGAUUUUUUCACUACAAAAAUCCUCAAAAAUGCAGACGCCUCUUGUCCUCAUGGCCCUGGGGGCGUUUAUGAUGCUCUCACCCAGUUCCGUGCUAGGUAGGCAAACAUAUUACAGGGAUGGCUAUUACACGAGAUACUAUGACCCCUACACCUACUACCCAUCAUACUGGCGGCAGCAGCGCGUCAUCAAUCGUGGAUCGUACGAUCAGGACCUCAAUGGACAAGGAUGCGCGAGGAGUCCCUGUGGCGUGGGAGCGCAGUGCCAGGAAGCAGCUGGAGGACGUCCAGUCUGUUCCUGCCCAGCUGGCUACAGUGGAAAUCCUCUAACUCAGUGCGUCCGUUUGGGAUGCAUUGAUCACGCCGAAUGCGGAUCCCACCAAGUUUGCAGAUCAGGAAGCUGUGUUAAUCCCUGCGUCGGGACGUGCGGGACAAACGCUAAUUGUGAUGUACGCAACCACGUGCCCGUUUGCAGUUGCCCAGCUGGCUACAAGGGUGAUCCCUUCAGCUACUGUCGCCAGAUGGAUCCAGCCGAGCUCUGCCAUCCAUCCCCAUGUGGAGUCAAUACCAAAUGUGAUGUAAUCGGUGGCACACCUACAUGCACCUGCCUCCCGGGAUUCUUUGGCAACCCACUGACUGGAUGUCGUCAUGAGUGCGAGUCCGAUGGGCACUGUGCCAACCAGGAGUACUGCCAUGACUUCAAGUGCGUCAAUGCGUGCAAACAGUGCGGCCAGGGAGCUUCCUGUGCUCGUGCCACAAACCACCGUGCCGUCUGUGAGUGCCCCAAGGGCUACAUUGGCAGUGCCUACACCGAAUGCCGCCCAGAAUGCCUCGGCGACGUGGAUUGCCCCUCCGGACGACCAGCCUGUAUCUACGGCAUCUGCAAGAAUCCCUGCGAGGGAGCUUGUGGUGUCAAUGCGGACUGUAAUCUCCGUGGCCUUACACCAAUCUGCAGCUGCCCACGUGACAUGACGGGUGAUCCCUUCAUCUCGUGCCGUCCCUUCACAAAGGAAGAUCUCUGCAAUCCCAACCCCUGUGGGCAGAAUGCUCAAUGCACACCUGGAUACGACAACACUAAUCGCGAGAGGCCCGUCUGUACCUGCCUGCCAGGAUACACCGGAAAUGCCCUCACCUACUGCAGCAGGGGCGAGUGCCAGGCUGACAGUGAAUGCCCUGACCACCGUGCCUGCAUUGCCCUUCAGUGCGUCGAUCCGUGCGUGAAUCAAUGCGGUGUUGGAGCUGAUUGUCACGCCAAACGUCACGUGGCCGUUUGCACGUGUCCCGCCGGCACUUCCGGAGACGCCCUUGUUUCCUGUCGUCAAUCCCGCAGCUACCCUGUGGCUCGCUACUACAAGAAGAAGAAGUAAACAAUCCCUCAUCGACCUCAAACAACCCCUUCCGAAGAAAAAAAAUUAACGAAGAAAAAGUCUAAAAAAAAAAAAAUUCUCAAACAUUCCAACUCAGCAUCUUCUGCAAAAAAAUAAAACGAUCACAAAUUGGCCGUUA